UGCAAGGAGAGCUGAUCAUAAAAAUGUAUUCCUUUCUCCUGGUAUGCAAGCUCAUAGUGAGACCAGAGGUAUUCAAAGAGAAGAUUCAAAGAGUAGUGCUCCUUCUCAAAUGGAUAGGAUGAAUCCUAUGCAUAGACUUUCAAGCGCAAGCUCAGUUUCGUCAAGUGCCACUUUCCUACAGAAUACUCCUCACGAGGAAACCAAGAGUAUCCAAGGCUCUAUAUAUUCACAAAAUACUUCCCCAGCUCACCCAAGUCAGAUGAAAGCAUUAAAAAGAGAAGCUGAGAUGCUUCACUCUGAAGGUUACUCUGCGAGGAAGAAAGGGGAUUACCAAUCAGCCAUUAUGUUUUAUACACAAGCCUUACAAGUGCUACCAACUCAUUUCAAAGCUCUGUUUAACAGAGGUUUUGCUUAUGAUAAAAUCGGAGAGUAUGACAAAGCUAUUGAAGAUUACACAAAAGCCAUAGAGAUUGACCCCCAGAAUGCAUUCACUUACUACAACAAAGGAAUCUCCCUUGAUCGGAAAGGAGAUUAUGAUGAAGCUAUUAUGUUCUUUUCAAAAGCGAUUGAGCUUGAACCCAAAAAGGCAGAUUUUUACCACAAUCGUGGCUUUGCUUAUAGAAAGAAGAAAAACUACCAAAAGGCUAUCGAAGAUUACACCAGCGCUAUUGAAAUCAACAGUUCUCAUUUUAAAGCUUAUUACAACAGAGCAUUCUGUUGGGAUAAGCUUGGAGAGCUCAAGAAUGCUGAAGAUGAUUACAUGAAAGCAGUUGAGCUUCAGAGUAAUAAUAUAUCUGCUCUCCACCACCUUGGCACAGUCAGAGAGAAGAUAGGAGGAGACAAACUCAGCUUGGCCCUAGAAGACUUCAAUAAGGUUAUAGACCUGAACCCUGAGUAUUCUCCAAGCUUUAACGGAAGAGGCCUUGUCUGGGAUAGACUCUUCAAUUUUGAAGAAGCGAUCAAAGACUUCACAGCAUCUAUAGAACUUGAUGAAGGAAAUGCAGUCUAUUGGCAUAACAGAGCUUGUUGCUACAGAAACAUGGGCUUACUUGAAGAUGCUAUCCAAGAUUUCAAUAAAGCAGUGGAGCUUGACCCUCAGAAUCCAAUUAUAUACUCCAACAGAGGUUUAGUCAAACGUAAGCAAGAGAAUUUCAUUGAAGCGAUUGAAGAUUAUACACUUGAGCUCAACUAUGGUCCAGAGAAUAAUAUAAAAGCUUAUAACAACCGUGCUUAUUGCUUUGCAAAAAUAGGACAGUUCGAACAAGCUAUUGAAGACUACACACAGGUUAUCACCAUUGAUCCGACUAAUGUCCACGCAUUACAUAACAGAGGAAUCUCAUUUGAGAGAAUUGGCCAAUACCAAGAAGCUAUCGAGGACUUCUCAGAGAUUCUAAACUAUGAGCAUGGUAUGGACAACGGAAACGAGGAAGAGCUCAAACAGAUGAUGAAAAAGGAACACAUUUAAAUCAUUAAAAUACUUCAAUCUACUUCCCGG
Moneuplotes crassus is the source of this 1495-nucleotide messenger RNA. The record is from the annotation of a GenBank genome assembly. NCBI's taxonomy places the organism in Eukaryota, Ciliophora, Spirotrichea, Euplotida, Euplotidae.